Messenger RNA from Verticillium nonalfalfae, 1044 nucleotides. RefSeq names its product mRNA splicing protein prp18 (gene PRP18). Gene Ontology annotation, cellular component: U2-type post-spliceosomal complex; U5 snRNP; U4/U6 x U5 tri-snRNP complex. The record is from RefSeq and is a predicted model, not a curated record. NCBI's taxonomy places the organism in Eukaryota, Fungi, Ascomycota, Sordariomycetes, Glomerellales, Plectosphaerellaceae. Gene Ontology annotation, biological process: RNA splicing; generation of catalytic spliceosome for second transesterification step. The transcript has 2 exons. Bases 1 to 1044 code for a protein of 347 amino acids.
AUGGACUUCGCAGCCCUCAUGUCCAAGGAGCUGGCCAAGGGCAAGGCCUCGACCGAAUCGUCGUCGACCUCGAAAUACGUCAGGCGCGCCGACGCCGAGCGCGCACGAAAGGAGGCCUACGAGGCAGAACAGGCACGCCUCGAGGCAGAACGCGAGGCCAAGGCCAGCGCCAAGCGCAAGCGUGACGACGAGGCGGCCGUCGAGGCGGCGGCACGCGAGGAGAAGCGCCGCCGGUUGGCGGAGGAGAGCCGGGCGCGGCGCGAGCAGCAGGAGGCCGAGGAGGAGGCGGCGCGGCGUGCUAGGCUGGGCCUGCCGCCGCUCGUCAAGGCGUCGUCGGAGGACGCGCUGGAGCUGGAGGAGGGCGCGGAGGACGUGCCGGAGGUGGAGCUGCGGGCGAAGCUCAGGGCGAUCGGGGCGCCGGCUGCGCUCUUUGGCGAGGGCCACGGCGCGAGGCUGCGGCGGUACAGGCGGCUCACGACGGUGGUCACCAAGGGCCCCGUGCCGACGACGCUGGAGCUCGUCGAGGAGAAGGACAUGAAGGUGCAAGGUGGGGCACCCAAGGACAAGGAGGCGCGAAAAUGGGUGUUUAGGCAGCUGGCGAGCUACUUCACAAUGGUCUUGACGGAGUACCAGCGGGCCAUGGAGGCGGAGAGGAGCGAUACAACGGCGAGCAAGGCGGCGUACGCCACGAUGGUGCAGAGUCGCGAGAACAUGAAGCCGCUCUUCCGACGGUUCGAAAAGGGCGACGUCGACGACGACCUCCUGGCGCCCAUCAUAGAGAUUGUGCAGGCGGCACAAGAAAGGCGGUACGUCGACGCCAACGACGGAUACCUGCGACUGUCUAUCGGCAAGGCGGCGUGGCCUAUCGGCGUGACAAUGGUGGGCAUUCACGAGCGCAGCGCGCGCGAGAAGCUGCACAACGGCGAGCGAGGGCAUGUCAUGGGUGAUGAGGUGACGCGCAAGUUUCUGCAGAGCAUCAAGCGCUGCCUGACGUUUGCGCAGGUGCGGUGGCCGCCGGAGGACAUUAGGCAGUUGAUGGGCUAA